Molecule: messenger RNA, 2579 nt
Organism: Rhinolophus ferrumequinum (greater horseshoe bat)
Lineage: Eukaryota; Metazoa; Chordata; Mammalia; Chiroptera; Rhinolophidae
Gene: LRRN4
Product: leucine rich repeat neuronal 4
Exons: 5
Coding region: 96-2291 (731 amino acids)
Molecular function (GO): protein binding
Source: RefSeq, a predicted model, not a curated record
UGGCUCCUGAAAUCUAUAAGACAAGACUGAAGAUUGAAGAUUGAACAGGUAUCCAGAGGUGCCAUAUUCCAAAAGCUCAGCUUCCGCCACGCGCCAUGUGGUGGGCCCUGCGGUGGCUGCUGCUGCUGCUGCCUACGGCUGCGCUGAGCCCCAGCCCAGCAGGGACACCCCACGAGAGGACCCCUCUUUUCCGGCUUACUCAGCAGGGUCCCUGGGGGAGCGGAGCCAACAACGCCACGCGCUCCCCCUGCGAGGGGCUCUUCGCCGCGGGGGCUACGACCUUGACCCUGGCGAACCGCAGCCUGGAGCGCCUGCCGGGCUGCCUGCCCCGCGCGCUGCGCAGCCUGGACUGCAGCUACAACGAGCUGCGCGCCCUGAGCGCGCCCGAGCUCGGCCACCUGCCGCACCUGCAGGCGCUGACGCUGCGCCACAACCGCAUUGCCGCACUGCGCUGGGGCCCCGCUGCGCCCGCGGGGCUACACACGCUGGACCUCAGUUACAACCGGCUGACCGCCCUGCCGCUGUGUGUGGGGCCCGCGCCGGGCAGCCUCCGUGCGCUGCACCUCGCGGGGAACCCCCUGCAGGCGCUGCCGCCGGGGGCCUUCGCUUGCUUCCCAGCGCUGCGCCUGCUCAACCUGUCCUGCACCGCGCUGGGCCGCGGCGCCCAGGACAUCGCUGGCGCCGCCUUCGCGCCCCUGGCCACGCUCGAGGUCCUGGACCUCAGCGGCACGUUCCUCACGCGGGUUCAGUCAGGGUGGAUCAGAGACCUGCCAAAGCUCACCUCCCUCUAUCUGAGGAAGAUGCCCAGGCUGCGGAGCCUGGAGGGGGACAUUUUCAAGACGACCCCUGACCUGCAGCAUCUGGAUUGUCAAGAUUCCCCAGCACUUACCUCUGUCCAGACACACAUCUUUCAAGACACUCCUCACCUACAGCUCCUUCUGCUCCAGAACUGCAACUUGAGCUCCUUCCCUCCUUGGAUCCUGCAUUCCUCCCAGGUCCUAUCCAUCAGCCUCUUUGGCAACCCCCUCACUUGCAGCUGUGAGUUAUCCUGGCUCCUCAUGGAUGAGAAGAGGAUUGCCCUCAGCAGGGCAGCAGACACUGUGUGUGCACCAGCUGCAGGAUCCCAAGGCGCCUUCUCAGCCCCUCUCCUGCUCUCCCAGCUGCCCAGUGUGUGCCAUUCCGGCCAAAGCACCACCCUCCUUGAUUCCAACUCAGCCCCCUCUGUCCGCUCCACCUACGCACCCUCCACUCGGCGGAGCACAGCCCCCUCCACUCGAGCUGUGGAAGAUCAACAGAGUGUCACCAAAGCCCUCUCCUACCCUAUGGGUCUCCACACAGCAACUGCAUGGCCGCACAGCCCUGUCGGGGAGAGGGUAGCUGCCUCCUCUACAGCAGGUUCCAGCAACUCCGGUAAUCUGCCCAGGGCUGCAAGCACAGGCCGGACAGAGCUCAGAGAACAUGCUGCCUGGCUUGUCCUUGACCCUAAUAUCUCAUCUGCCUUCACCCCAUGGACCAGCAAACACCUUGGUCUCUUGCCUGCCUCCCGGAACCCAGUGAGCCCUCCCCAGCUCGACUGGAGGACACAGGCCACCUCGCAGGCUCCCCAGCCAAGUCCUUCCGAGGCCGAAAUUCCAAUCUUGCUGUUGGACGACUCCAGUGAGGAGGAGGGGGAGAAGGAGGAGCAGGGCGCGCCUCCCCAGGAUGGUCCCUGUGAUUACCACCCGUGUAAGCACCUCCAGACCCCGUGCGCAGACCUGCAGAAGCGCUUGCGGUGCCGGUGCCCAGGCCUCAGCCGGGAAGACGCCAUCCCAGAGCCUCCCAAGCUGCAGGGGGUGUUUGAGACCACCGACACGUCCGCGCUUGUCCGCUGGUGCGCCCCCAACUCGGUGGUGCGCAGCUACCAGAUCCACUACUCUGCGGAGGGCCAGCCGGGAAACCAGUCGGUGGUGGGCGACAUCUAUGCCACCGCCCGGCAGCACCCUCUGUAUGGGCUCUUGCCGGGCACCACCUACCACGUGUGCGUCCUGGCGGCCAACAGGGCAGGCCUGAGCCUGCCUCGGGCCUCGGGCCUGCGGGGGCCGUGCGCGACCUUCACCACCAAGCCCAGCUUCGUGCUCAUCUUCGCGGGUCUGUGCGCCGCCAGCGGCCUUCUGCUCGUCAGCACCCUGCUGCUGUCUGCGUGUCUCUGCAGGCGGGGCCGGACUCCACGCCAGCAGCGCUGCGACACCCACCUCGUGGCCUACAAGAAUCCAGCCUUUGACUACCCGCUGAAGCUCCAGACCUUUAAUUAGUCCAGCGUCCCCUGCAAACGAACCUGAGCUGAGGAACUGACUGCCUGUGUGCAGAAAAGAUACAGAGGGUCAAACAACCCAUCAUCUCUGACCAUCUGUAAUUCCUGUGAAGCCUGGCACUCCUCAGCACACGAGGAAUUUGCCAAACUGAGUUUCUCAGUCUAAGGAACUUCCCUUCCUUCUUCUUCACUGUGUGUUUCCAGAAACGUGGUGGUCCACACCAGACCACUCCCAUUGGGACUGGGCAUUCUUGUGUGUUAUUUGGUUUUGUGUUUGGGUUUUUGUUUG